AUGUCAAAAAGGAAAGAAUUAUCUGAAGGAGAACGCAACCAGAUAAUUGGUGCUUGGAAAUGUGAUGUGCCUGUUUCUGUUAUUAAAGAAAAAUUAAAUUUUGCUAGUACUACUAUUAAAGAUGUGAUAAAAUAUUAUAAAAAUACUAGCAAAGUAAAACCACCUCCACAAAGUGGCAGAAAACCUAUUUUAACUGAACGUGAUAAACGUCAUUUAAUUCAUGUUAUUAAAGAAGACCAAAAAGUUCCUUUAAAUGUAUUAAAUAAAAAAUUUACACAAGCUACAUCAACUAAAGUUUCUACACAUACUUUACGAU
This is a messenger RNA of Funneliformis mosseae, 316 nucleotides long. NCBI's taxonomy places the organism in Eukaryota, Fungi, Glomeromycota, Glomeromycetes, Glomerales, Glomeraceae. The record is from the annotation of a GenBank genome assembly.